UAUCCCAUUCUCAAGUGUCCUGUUGUGUCUAUUAAUACCAGACUCCCCCCCUGCACAAUACCCUUUUCCACCCCUCUAAAAUAAUCACAGAACUCCAAAGAGUCAGUGUAAAAGACUAGGGGGGUUCAGAAAGACUUUAAUAAGCAGGACAAACACUGAAAUAUUCAAAAAUAUAACAGCAGCAGCGGUUUGCCCCUUCCAAGGCUUCAGCUGGAAUGAAAACUGCCUUUCAUUGCAAGUGUGCCAUCUCCUCUCCUCUGUUGUGUGAGCUGAUAAUGCACUAUCAGAGCUAGCAGGACUCUAUAUAGAGGGGCUCUCUCUUCCACCCUCACUAAGUCUGAAACGAUCUGCUCCUUCUGAAUCAUCAGACGGCUUUCAGCUUUGACGCUUCCCCUUGAUUCACUGGCGUCAGAAGGAGCUCCCAGAGAUUUACUCUAGAAGGACUUUACCCUUCACCAGUAGGACUGCACCGUCAAGAGUAAUAAACAGGAAUAAGCACACAGCUGGUUGGCGCACAAAGGAUCCUGCAGUCCUAAAUCUCCAAACUUCACAGCUCAGCUGCACAGCAUUUCAACACAGAGAAAGAGGGACCCACUGUGGCCAGAUGGUCCCUGGUUGUUGCCCCAGAGCUGAAGUGAAGAAUGAAUGAUCCAGCAGAUCCCUCAAGCCUAUUCCUCAACUCCUCCCUGGAAACUUCAGAACAAUGUGGCAAAGAGACCCAUAUAGAGAACAUCCUUUUUGCCACUUUUUAUCUCCUGGAUUUCAUCCUGGCUUUUGUUGGCAAUACCCUGGCUCUUUGGCUCUUCAUCCGGGACCAAAAGUCAGGCACUCCAGCCAAUAUUUUCCUGAUGCAUCUUGCUGUGGCCGACCUGUUUUUUGUGCUGGUUCUACCCACCCGGCUGGUAUAUCACUUUUCUGGCAAUCACUGGCCAUUUGGCGAGAUCCCAUGCAGACUCAUUGGCUUCCUUUUUUAUCUCAACAUGUAUGCCAGUAUCUACUUCCUCAUGUGCAUUAGCGUUGACCGCUUCCUAGCCAUCGUGCACCCUGUGAAGUCCAUUAAACUCCGCAGGUCACUCUAUGCCCACUCGGCAUGUGCCUUUCUUUGGGUUAUAGUUGCUGUCGCAAUGGCACCUCUGUUGGUCAGUGUGCAGACAGCUGAGAUGAACAACACAACUGUCUGCCUACAGCUCUACAGAGAGAAGGCAUCACGCCAUGCUCUCGUGUCCUUGGCAGUGGCAUUCACCUUUCCAUUUAUUACUACAGUGACCUGCUACUUAUUGAUUAUCCGUAGCCUGAGGAGUGGGAACAGAGUUGAGAAGCACCUGAAGGAAAAAGCCAUCAAGAUGAUCAUAGUUGUCCUAAUGAUCUUUCUGGUCUGCUUCGUACCCUAUCACAUCAAUCGCUACAUUUACAUUCUCCAUUAUGACGGCACCAAGACUUCCUGUGAAACCCAGCGAGUCCUGGCACUCAGUAACCGCAUCACUUCCUGCCUCACCAGCCUGAAUGGCGCCCUUGACCCAGUGAUGUAUUUCUUUGUUGCUGAGAAGUUCCGUGAGGCCUUGUGCAGCUUGUUUUGUGGCAAAAGAGCUGCAAUGAUGCCUCCAAGUUAUGAGGGGAAGACAAAUGAGAGCUCACUAAGUGCUAAAUCUGAACUAUGAGAUCAUAUUUGUUGUCACUUCCGGGCACAACACAGCCAGAGAGAGUAAAGGCAAGUGACUCCAAGGACAAAAAUGGUAUCCCCAGAGUCAGUAUCAUUCUUGCAAUAUCAAGGAGGAGAGUUCAGUUAUUCUAUGCAGCUACAACCAGCAAGGGCUCAUCUCUGCCAGAAGACAGAUUGUAAUCUCUAUAAAUCGCAAGACAUCUAACCAUGAAUGCAACAGCAGCAGCAUCUGUUGCCCAAUCCUGAAGCUGAGGCCUGAAUAUUUAGGGAUGGAGGAAGGAAACAAGAAUGUAAUCAAUCCAUGAUUUCUCCAUCUAAGAGUUUUAUACUCAAGUCUCAUUCAAGCAAAUGUUGGCCACCCUGAGAAACAGAACAACUGGAAUUCAAGGACUAAGAUUCAGUGGGUGAUUGCCCCCUGCCCAACAAGCACACCCUCCCCUGAAAUCCUAUGUUGUACCAGCCAGAGAGAUUCAGUCCUGGGAUAUCAGAAGAGAAUAGUAGUGUCUCUAGAUCUAUUGUGAAUAUUUGUAGAGAGUUGGGGGGAUAUGGUAUGCCUAUUGAACAGGGGAAAGGGGAAACCUGUGGCUGGAAUAAAUGGGAGACAUCCUGAUUCCCCAGGGAUGUCAAGCUAUUGUCGCCACAGGCCUCUUGUCUAUGCUGAGGAUUUGGGCAUGAGCAGUAAACAUCAUGCUAAUAUUUCAACCUGUCCUUGGGUUUGUGGUUUAAGGCCCCAGGAGCUGUCUUCAGUUAUAAGGCAGCAUCUUCUGAAUGAGCCUUGGGGUGUAGUCCUGUUUGAAUUAUCAAUCACCUUAAUAAUCUCAGGCUAAAAUAAAAGGGAAUGGAAAGAAGUCUCAUGAAAAAAAUCAGUAAAGGGAAUAUCUUCCAUUGGUUUAUAAAUGCUGAACCUAAAACUCUGAAUCCCUGUAAAAAAAUUAGCCAAGAAGAUGAAAAGUAGAUGUGCUGAAAGUGUGAAACGCAGGCUGCUUGGGGAAAGCCUUAAAGCUCUUUAGAGUGUUUUAUUUGGUCUGAAAAACAUUUCAUUUGCUACAUAUGAUCACUAACCUAGUUUAGCUUAACUACCCUCACUAAUAAAUGUUGCACCAAUGGAACACAUCUGGGUAUUAAAACAAGCAGGGGAGAUAGGAGAAAUCCCAUGGUAUAAAAGGAGAAGAGCAGAAGAAACCAUUAUGUCCACUAGGAACCUUGCUAAGCCAAUCAUAUUUGCCUCUCAAAUGCUUAGGUACGGCAGUGAUGAGCAUGAUAGAAAGCCAUAUGAUAGCUCAAUCUUAUUUACAUAUUCUACCCAUGACAUUGGGAAAGAGCUCUCAUGUCUCCAAGAGUAUGAAAUCAAACAGCUUUUUAUCUUGGUUAAGUUUCUGGAAUCCUGACUGCUUUCCCAGCUGGUACCCAGCACUGCUCAAAGGCACUAGCCAAUCAGAGACACAAGCCAAGAAGCCAAAAGGAAAAUCCAUUAACUGUAAUUCUGGAAGCCUAGAGACUGGUGUUAUAUGGAGGAUUACUUGAACGGGAAGUAAUUAUGGAAGGUUCCCUGGUGGACAGGGUGAAGCAAAUAAUCCUCUUUCCUUUUCCCACGUUGAUCAUGUCAGCGGGUAGAAACAUCAACUCAAUGACUUUCCCAACCCCUGCUGGACAGAGGUAUAACAGUCUGAAGUUAAUCCACUGUGCUUCAGAAUUCAAAGCUAUCUGCCAAACUGUCUGUCUCUCUUCUUACCGGGAUGUGAUUUUGUACUGUCCUGUUUGUAUUAUUUUUGCCAUUAAUUUUUUUAAAACAAAAAACUUUUUGGACUUGUUCAUACUUAUUAUACACAUGUAAAAUAAAUAGUUUAAAAGGAUCAGUGAGAAGAUGGUCUUUAUAUUAACAGAGGCUCCCCCUCAGUCUCUUAUUAUGCCCAGGGUUCCCACUCAAUCAGCAGAGACAUGCCCCUUUAUCUCUCACAUGCAGACCAGCAUCAUGCCUGGAAUCCUUUCCCUUUCCAGCCUUCUGCCCAUUCACCCAACUCUAUCCACAAUCCACUGGCAUUCCGCCUUCAGGCCCCUCCUCUACCCAUAUGUCCUUGGAUAGUCAGUGUCCUGUCCAUUGCCCUUUCUCUACCCCAUCUCUCACUUUCCAGCCACUCAGUCCUACUCCGGGCUUAUUCUGUGCCUUUCCAUUCUUCAUCUGCCACUGUGUUUUUGUUUUAUUGCGCUAACAGACCUCCUGUUCCCACAUCCACAAUGUACCGGGCUAAGCCCCUGUGGCUCUGCUCUCUCUUACCUGCCAGCAUUUUUUACGAAGCCUAGGUCAGCAAGUGCCACAUCACAGAGCUCACAACGGAAGCAUUCUGGGUGCCAAUUAUUAUUCAUUGCCUUGAUCACACGUCCAAUAAUGAACUCACCUUGGAAAGAAAAACACAAUCCUUAGAUGCAAACAGAACCAAUUUGAGCAAAAAACUCUCCCCACAUCCACCACCAUUCCUUUUCAAUGCCACAAGGCCCAGUAUAUUCUGAUUUGCUGAAAAUACCACUUCCUCCCACAAGAGUACCAGAAGAACAUCUUCAUUUUUAACCACUGCCAGAGUAAUUCUUUGUUACUGUCCAGAGAGCCUGAUGCUUAGGAUGACCCUUGGGUUAAAAUUUUCAUCCCCAGUGAUCCUCUGCCCCAUGACUUCUACUCAGGGAAGAGAAGAGACUACAUAGUUUUGCACAUGGAGAUCUUACCACAUUGCCCACAACAGGGUGCAAACAGCAUCUGGAAAUCAUGCUCACAAUACUUUCGACCCUCAAACUGUUAACGAAACAAAGGAGAGAAAAUCCUCAGUGAAUCACAAACUGUCCACUAUAAAAAUUCAGACUAUUAUUAGAGCUUGCAGGUGACAAACUUGUAAAGGUUAAGCAAGUGUUUUCAUUUCCAACCCAUUCUUCAGUUGCUUGUCAUUGCCUUGAAAAAAAAUCCUUUGUCUCAGCCCCAUGGAGAAUUUUCUUGGACAAUGGAGUCAAAUCAAUGCAGGUAUGUUUAAUAUGGGCAAAGGUGCAGGGGAAAGCAAAACCAAAACAUACACAAAACUCCACUGUUCCUAUAAUUAGCUUUUCUUGCCCUUUUCUUCUGGGUUCAUAUACCUCAAAAGAGCUCAAACUUGACAUGAUUGUUG
This is a messenger RNA of Chrysemys picta bellii (western painted turtle), 4809 nucleotides long. RefSeq names its product G protein-coupled receptor 17 (gene GPR17). Lineage: Eukaryota; Metazoa; Chordata; Testudines; Emydidae. Gene Ontology annotation, biological process: G protein-coupled receptor signaling pathway. Gene Ontology annotation, cellular component: membrane. Gene Ontology annotation, molecular function: G protein-coupled receptor activity; oxysterol binding. The record is from RefSeq and is a predicted model, not a curated record.